AUGGUGAGCAAAGGGCUGCUGUCCCGAUAUGGAGAGGAGAGGAAGAAUUCAGUGACCUAUGAAGAUGUGCGCAUUAAUUUCACUCAGGAUGAGUGGAUUUUGCUGAAUCCUUCCCAAAAGAGUCUCUACAAAGAUGUGAUGCUGGAAACAUACAGGAACCUCACAGCUAUUGGUUACAGUUGGGAAGACCAUAAUUUUGAAGAUCAUUGUCAAAGUGCUAAAAAACAUGGAAGGUAA
Messenger RNA from Alexandromys fortis (reed vole), 237 nucleotides. Its product is annotated as zinc finger protein 431-like. The transcript has 3 exons. The coding region runs from base 1 to 237 and encodes 78 amino acids. Lineage: Eukaryota; Metazoa; Chordata; Mammalia; Rodentia; Cricetidae. The record is from RefSeq and is a predicted model, not a curated record. Gene Ontology annotation, biological process: regulation of DNA-templated transcription.